UUUCCUGAACAAGCUGCAGAGACUGUCGGCCGCAAAGAUGCUGGAAGAGGAUAUGGAGGUGGCCAUCAAGGUGGUGGUAGUGGGAAACGGAGCUGUUGGAAAGUCCAGCAUGAUUCAGCGGUACUGCAAGGGAAUCUUUACAAAAGACUACAAGAAAACCAUCGGUGUGGAUUUUCUGGAAAGACAAAUCCAAGUUAACGAUGAAGACGUCAGGCUGAUGCUGUGGGACACUGCGGGUCAGGAAGAAUUUGAUGCUAUAACUAAGGCCUACUACAGAGGAGCCCAGGCUUGCGUUCUUGUGUUUUCUACAACUGACAGAGAGUCCUUCAAAGCAAUCCCUUCCUGGAAGGAAAAAGUUGUGGCUGAAGUUGGAGAUGUUCCCACAGUUCUUGUGCAGAAUAAGAUCGAUCUCCUUGACAACUCUUGCAUAAAGAACGAAGAAGCAGAAGCCCUGGCGAAGAAGCUGAGGUUGAGGUUCUACCGGGCGUCAGUGAAGGAGGACCUCAACGUCACUGAAGUUUUUAAGUAUUUGGCUGACAAAUACCUUCAAAAGCUGAAGCAGCAAACAGCUGAGGAUCCAGAAGUCAUCCAUGCCAGCGGUAACAAAAUAGGUGUUUUUAAUACAGCUGGUGGAAGUCAUUCCAGCCAGAACUGUAGCACUCUAAAUGGUGAUGUCAUCAACCUUAGACCAAACAAACAGAGGACCAAGAAAAACAGAAGUCCUUUUAGCAACUGCAGCAUACCUUAG
This is a messenger RNA of Indicator indicator, 748 nucleotides long. RefSeq names its product RAB23, member RAS oncogene family (gene RAB23). Bases 38 to 748 code for a protein of 236 amino acids. Gene Ontology annotation, molecular function: GTPase activity; GTP binding. The transcript is spliced from 6 exons. Lineage: Eukaryota; Metazoa; Chordata; Aves; Piciformes; Indicatoridae. The record is from RefSeq and is a predicted model, not a curated record.